Acanthochromis polyacanthus (spiny chromis) is the source of this 3432-nucleotide messenger RNA. RefSeq names its product growth hormone releasing hormone receptor, like (gene ghrhrl). Gene Ontology annotation, cellular component: plasma membrane. The transcript is spliced from 13 exons. The record is from RefSeq and is a predicted model, not a curated record. The coding region runs from base 986 to 2353 and encodes 455 amino acids. Gene Ontology annotation, biological process: cell surface receptor signaling pathway; adenylate cyclase-activating G protein-coupled receptor signaling pathway; positive regulation of cell population proliferation. NCBI's taxonomy places the organism in Eukaryota, Metazoa, Chordata, Actinopteri, Pomacentridae. Gene Ontology annotation, molecular function: vasoactive intestinal polypeptide receptor activity; growth factor binding; peptide hormone binding.
AUGACAGAGAAUAAAAGCUUUUGAAAUUUGAUGCUCUGCCACAAACCAGGAAUUAUUGAGGGUUAUUUUUGCUUCAAUGUGACUUUGCAAUGCAAUGAAACAACCAAAACUUUAGAUUUAUAUUGAAAUACAUUUUAUCCAGAUGAAUCCCAAGAGCUUCAGGGAUAAAGAAACUGUUUGCUCAAGACUUCUUAUGAGAGAGGCCUUUUCAGUUAUUAAACUCAGCUUUUAAAUGAAGGAUCUUCAUGACCUGGAUGACUGAGAAUCUACAGAGAUAUUUCAAUAAACUUUAAUAUGAAAAAUAAUGCUUUGACAUUUAAAAGGAAUCAGUAGUAGUAUUUUUUUGCAGCAUGAAACUAAAAACACUAUUUUCCAAUGAAAUCCUGAGACAUAUGUAAUGUUUGUAUGUGUUUAUUUGUCUCUUUGUCUGUUUGUGGGUGACAGUCUAAUUGGAUAAGAAGAGAUGUGAUGAAACCGCUGUUGAGCUCUGAAGCUUGUAGGUUAAACAACGAGCUGGUGUUUGACAUAAAAGAUGUUAGUACAAGUGCAAAAACAACCGCAUACUGUUUAUUCAUCUAUCCAGAACAUGUGCUAAGAUUUAUACAGAAUGAACAAGAUAAUAGAAUAAGCUGUAGGUUGUAGAUGUCUUUGGUAAAUAAUAUUUAGGAUGCAAGAUAUAAAUAAACACAGAAUCAACAGUGUGGUGGUGUUGGGGUGGGUGUUAAUUCAAAGCGUGUUUUUAUGAAAGUAAAAUGUAGCAUUAUUAGCAGUUUCUUGGCUGUAGUUGAUAUGCGAAAUGUGAUUUAACUAUAGGGCUUGCUUAAGGACAGUUUCCGAUUGAGGCUUUUAUUGUGGAAAGCGAACCAUAACUUCCACGUCUGUAUUGUCGUUAACUUGACGGGUGAGUUAUUUCCACCUGGAGGCAGCGCAGCAUCCCAGAGUGAGUCUCUGGAAAGCGCCACGUUUGGACUCUAAAGCCGCCAACAUGAUCUGUGUCCACAUCAGACGGAUGUUUCUGGCUCUGUGUUUGGCUCCAGCUGCUCUGUCGAGUCUGCACCCUGAAUGCGAAUACAUAUUUCAGCUGGAGAAAGAGGAACGUCGCUGCCUUCAGUACAUUUCUGAGCAAGGAAACAGAAGCACAGGUUGUCAUCCAUUCUGGGAUGCAGUCAGCUGCUGGCCUCAUGCGGUCACCGGAGAAACCAUCCACAGAGCUUGUCCUGCCGUCUUUUCCCUCUUCAAAAACAACACAGGGUCAGUGAGCAGAAACUGCACCACUGGAGGCUGGUCGAGGCCCUUCCCGCCGUACCAUAUCGCGUGCAACGUGGAUGAUGACAUUCCUGAGACAGAAGAGUCAUACUUUGCAACAGUAAAGGUGAUAUAUACCAUCGGCUACAGCAUCUCUUUAGUGGUUCUGGCUGUUGCUGUGCUGAUCUUGUUGCUCUUCAGAAAACUGCGCUGCGCAAGAAACUUGAUUCACAUCCAGCUGUUUGUUACCUUCAUCCUGAAAUCUGUGGCGGUGUUUAUAAAGGACGCUACUCUGUUCUCCAGCGAUGACACCAACCACUGCACCCUCUCCACAUUUGCCUGUAAGGUCUCUGUGGUCUUCUGUCACUACUGUGUAAUGGCAAAUUUUUUCUGGCUCCUGGUGGAGGCGCUCUACCUCAAUUCCCUGCUGCUCUCCUCUUUCUAUCACAGCCGCAGAUGCCUCUGGGGCUUCAGCCUGCUGGGAUGGGGUGUCCCUGUGCUCUUUAUAGUCCUGUGGAUUGGAUCCAGAGUGUACUUUGAGGACACAGAAUGUUGGGACAUCAACGAGGACUCGCCCUAUUGGUGGAUCAUCAAAGGACCGAUUGUCGUCUCAAUAGCGGUCAAUUUUAUGCUUUUCAUUAAUAUCAUCAGAAUCCUGAUACAGAAGCUCAAUCCUCGGCUGAUCCAGUUCAAUAACUCCUCUCAGUACAGACGCCUCACUAAGUCCACCCUCCUGCUCAUCCCUUUGUUUGGCACUCACUACAUGUUCUUCAAUUUUCUGCCUGACUACUUCAAUGUUAACCUGCGUCUCUGCAUCGAGCUCUGCAUGGGAUCCUUCCAGGGUCUUCUGGUGGCGAUCCUCUACUGCUUUCUCAAUCAAGAGGUCAGUAAAAGACGCACCUCUCUCAGGCGUCUCACAAGGUGCAGAAAGAAGUCCACAUGCAGUGGUUCCGGUGGCAGGAGAGGAGUUAUGGUGUCGUGUCUCCGGCUGCAAAGGGCAGCCAGAUGGAUACGCCCUUCUAGAGGCCCGACAAGCCUUCACCAUCUUCCUGAAGGAACUUUGGAAACUUUCACAGAGAAUUUCUUCUGCACACGUCAUCUUCUUUAACGAGCCGUACAACAAACACGAUAAGGUUGUCGAACGCGCAAGUCAUCCCAACCUGCAUGACGACUGACACGCUGUCAGCCAGAAUGGAGGAACUGAAGUUAACGCUUCAAAGGAGAAUAACUCUGAACCCGCUUGACAUUUUAUUCCUCCUACAUGACAGCUCCUGCCAGUUUUUAUAUGCAUUUCCCAAAGUGGCAACACAUUUAAAAAGAUCAGAUUUCAGAUUUCCUUGUAGCCAUUAUCGGUGAAAUUAAAGAAUGAUCAUUUAGAUGAGCUGAAUAAUUACAUGACCAUCAAUUAGCAAGUAAAAUGCAUCAUCAGGUUUUCCUUUUCAACCAACGAAACUACAUAUUAUCGUGUCGCAUUUGCAUUUUAAUGCACUCAUUAUGCAGAUGCAAGGAAUUUGAUGGCGUUUGUCACCAGUGCUGUCGUCUAAUCGGCUGAACAUGUGACUGUUUCUCAAGUGACUCCACUCUGGUCACCCGAAUGACCAGAAAAUGGCUCUUUUUUUCAUUUUGUUCCUAUUAUUUAUUUGUAUUAUAAUAUUAUGUUUUAGAAUUUAGAGUAUGUGUUGAUAGUUCAGCACACAGGGGGGUUCAUUGUAGAUAUGUUGAAGCAUUUUUCGUGGACUUUUAACUUGUACAGAAGCUAUUAGAAUUAGUGUUUAUUUGCUUUUAAGCCUCAAAUGCAGAUUACUGAACCAACCCCACUAUGCUGUAUACUGUGAAGGUUAAAGCCCACUCUGCAUUUCACUGCCAACUGCUCUUUAGCACAGGAGUAGAAAACAAGUCCUAAUCCUAGUGAUAGUGUCAUAUUAUUGUUUAAGUAUAAAUGCUAUAACAGUACUUGAUGUAACAGUUCCAUCGAGAUUAAAGGCUUCAUAAUGACACAAAAUUAUUGUUUAGCUCUGGACCAAUAUGUGAAUUCAUUGCUCACCUUAAGCUGAAUGUAUCAACUCUUGCUAGGCAGCUUGUCCCUGUAGCUGCUUUCAGGCGUUGCCGCUUUAUUUGUGCCUCUUUCUGUGACGUUUUAGUACCUUGUAAAGUAUCAGGCUCCUGCAAAUUAAAGCAUAAACAUAU